This is a messenger RNA of Mytilinidion resinicola, 237 nucleotides long. RefSeq lists its product as uncharacterized. The transcript has a single exon. The record is from RefSeq and is a predicted model, not a curated record. NCBI's taxonomy places the organism in Eukaryota, Fungi, Ascomycota, Dothideomycetes, Mytilinidiales, Mytilinidiaceae. The annotation marks the transcript as partial.
UCUAGACCCUUACGCAAGUACCUUCUCUACUACAAGCACGGCUUAAUUUUUAUUAUAACGCGAAAUAAGAAGGCAGCGCUAGAACUGGCUAAGCGCAAUAAUAUUAUUACUGUAGAACCGAUAAAAAAGGCGUAUAUACUAGCUUUCUAUAAAAAGAAGCUAGGAACGCAAGAAAAUAGAGGCGAUAUUGCUAAGCUUAUAGCAGCGCUUAGAUAUAUACCGCUUACUAUUAUAUAA